Ictidomys tridecemlineatus (thirteen-lined ground squirrel) is the source of this 1252-nucleotide messenger RNA. RefSeq names its product secretogranin V (gene Scg5). NCBI's taxonomy places the organism in Eukaryota, Metazoa, Chordata, Mammalia, Rodentia, Sciuridae. Gene Ontology annotation, molecular function: enzyme regulator activity. Gene Ontology annotation, biological process: regulation of hormone secretion; neuropeptide signaling pathway. The record is from RefSeq and is a predicted model, not a curated record. Gene Ontology annotation, cellular component: secretory granule.
GUUUCGGGAGCUACCGGGAGGCCACUGCCACCUGCUGGAGGAGGGGUCAGGGCGGAGCUAAGAUGCGGAGGGCGUGACGCAGGAGCUAUCCAGCUCGCUUGCUCAGGCCAGACCCGGACCGAGGCCCAGGCCGCGCUAGGUACCCCAGCUGCCCUGGUUAAAAAUGGUCUCCAGGAUGGUGUCUACCAUUCUAUCUGGCCUGCUGUUUUGGUUGGCAUUCGAUUGGACUCCAGCAUUUGCUUAUAGCCCACGGACCCCUGACAGGGUCUCAGAAACAGAUAUCCAGAGGCUGCUCCAUGGUGUGAUGGAGCAAUUGGGCAUUGCCCGACCACGGGUGGAGUACCCAGCUCAUCAGGCCAUGAACCUUGUGGGCCCACAGAGCAUUGAAGGUGGAGCUCAUGAAGGUCUGCAGCACUUGGGUCCUUUUGGCAACAUCCCCAACAUUGUGGCAGAGUUGACUGGUGACAACAUUCCUAAGGACUUCAGUGAGGAUCAAGGCUAUCCAGACCCCCCAAACCCCUGUCCCGUUGGAAAAACAGUAGAUGAUGGAUGUCUAGAAAACACCCCUGACACCGCAGAGUUCAGUCGGGAAUUCCAGUUGCAUCAGCACCUUUUUGAUCCGGAACACGAUUACCCAGGCCUGGGCAAGUGGAACAAGAAACUCCUCUACGAGAAGAUGAAGGGAGGACAGAGACGCAGGCGGAGGAGUGUCAAUCCAUAUCUACAAGGACAGAGACUGGACAAUGUUGUUGCAAAGAAGUCGGUCCCCCAUUUUUCAGAAGAAGAUAAGAAUCCAGAGUAAAGAGAAGAUGCUGGCUGGAAUCCCCUCCCCCAUGCUGCUUAUUGCAUGCAUUAUUAGAGCCCCUGUGAAUGGAAGCAUGUUUCUUAUAUAGAUAAUUAUGGAUGAAACAGCUGUAUGUGCAUUGUCCUUCACAGUGAGAGCUCUGCUUUCUACUAAUUAAAAUAAGAGCUCCUUUUUAUGUGGAUCUGCAAUGAGCAUUAAAAUUAAAAUAUAUAAGUUGAGUACAAUAAAAAAAAACAAGACUUCAAAAUGCUCAGAUUUCAUGCAGUUUAAAAUGGUGUUUGGGGCUGUGCUGUUUUGGCUGAGUCUGUAAAAAGCUGGCAUUUGAUUUUGAUUAUGUAGUGCAUCCAACCCUUGGGUCUUAUUACACACCAAUAAAGAAGUUUGUACUCAAGGGGAGGGGCUGACACAUCUCACUUGGCUGCUUCUUAAUAAAUGUGUAUGCAAGCA